AUGGAAUGGCAACCCCUGUAUCAUAACCAUUAUUCUAUGGCCAGAUCUUUGACCAAACACAGGUUUAAUAUAAGGCUGAUGUUGGGGGAGGGAAGCGUGAUGAGCUUUGUCUGUUUCCCUGCAGCACCAUGAGUCUGCGAGAGAUCAAUGAGAACGUGAAGCUGGCCCGUGAGUACGCCCUGCUGGGAAACUACAGCUCGGCCAGUGUUCUCUAUCAUGGAUUGCUAGAACAAAUCAAGAAGUAUGUGUACACCAAGCGGGACAGCAGUUAUCAGCAGCGAUGGCAGCAGUUAUGGCAAGAAAUCAGUGAAGAGAAUGGAAAAGUUCAGGACAUAAUGUCCACUCUGGAGAACUUCCAGCUGGACACAACACCUGCUAAACCCAGCAACCACGAAGACAGUGAAAUAAGGCCUGUGCAUGUGGAACAGCGACAUUCUCCAUGUCCUGUGAGGCGGCCAGGUAAUGCAAAUAAAGAAAGUAAAGCCCCCAACAACAGGCUGAGUGUGGCAGUGAGGGCCCAGCAGAGGCACUCCCCCCGCGGGGCCAACGGGGACAAAAGCAAACCUUCCAAGGGCAAAGAAAGGAAGGAGGUGAAGGAGGUGAAAGAGGGCAGAGCAAAGGAUGAUAAGAACAAAGCUGAUGUCCAGGAGAAAGAAGUGAAGAGGUUUGACGGAACAGGGUACGACAAAGACCUGGUGGAAUCUCUGGAUAGAGAUAUUAUAUCUCAGAAUCCCAAUGUGAAGUGGGACAACAUUGCAGACUUAGAAGAUGCAAAGAAACUUUUGAAAGAAGCGGUCGUGUUGCCGAUGUGGAUGCCAGCUUUUUUCAAAGGCAUACGAAGACCAUGGAAGGGAGUGCUUAUGGUGGGACCUCCUGGCACGGGGAAAACGCUUUUGGCUAAAGCUGUUGCUACAGAGUGCAGAACCACAUUUUUCAACGUCUCCUCAUCCACUCUCACCUCCAAGUACAGAGGGGAGUCUGAGAAGCUGGUUCGCCUUCUCUUUGAAAUGGCACGUUUCUACGCUCCCACUACGAUCUUCAUCGAUGAGAUUGACUCCAUGUGCAGCCGCAGAGGAACCUCAGAGGAACACGAGGCCAGCCGCAGAGUGAAGGCGGAGCUGCUGGUGCAGAUGGACGGUAACCUGACCACAACACAACCAUGAUAGGUUUACUACUGAUCAGAUAGCUACAGAUCAAUUCUUGAACCAGUAAACAGAAAACACACUGCCAAGUUGUUUUAGUUUAAUCUUCUUACCCUACUAAAUGUUAAGAAACAAUUGACCUGUAUUGAUGCUGCAGGAAAGUCUUUGAUGAAUGAAAAGGCAGGAAAUGCAGGGGCAGAGUCUUUCAACCAGACAUGAAGAGGCAGGACGUCCUCCACAGCACAGAGACCCUCUGUAGACUCAUUGUGAAGACAUGAUGAAGACUCAGACUCAUGAUG
Messenger RNA from Notothenia coriiceps (black rockcod), 1441 nucleotides. Its product is annotated as katanin p60 ATPase-containing subunit A1-like. Gene Ontology annotation, biological process: microtubule severing. Bases 129 to 1163 code for a protein of 344 amino acids. Gene Ontology annotation, cellular component: microtubule cytoskeleton. The transcript has 7 exons. Gene Ontology annotation, molecular function: ATP binding; ATP hydrolysis activity. Lineage: Eukaryota; Metazoa; Chordata; Actinopteri; Perciformes; Nototheniidae. The record is from RefSeq and is a predicted model, not a curated record.